AUGUCUAAUGAAAGUUCUCAAUUUGCAGAAUUGUCAGAGCAACCUCAAACUCCUAUUUCAAUAAAACAUCCAGGAGGUCGUCCAUUAAGUGCUGUUUGGGAGAAUUUUGAGAAGCAAGCUCUUUCCUCAGCAGGACAUUUCUCUGCAAAAUGUAAAUUUUGUUUGAAAUUUCUUCCACAAGGAAGACCAAAUAAGUUGCAAGUUCAUUUGGCUAAGAAUUGUAAUAAAUGUCCUGAUGAUAUUCGUUUAAAAUAUACAAAUAUAAUUAUUGAAGAUGAAAAUGAUGUAUCAA
Messenger RNA from Funneliformis geosporum, 292 nucleotides. Lineage: Eukaryota; Fungi; Glomeromycota; Glomeromycetes; Glomerales; Glomeraceae. The record is from the annotation of a GenBank genome assembly.